This is a messenger RNA of Nasonia vitripennis (jewel wasp), 2892 nucleotides long. It is a transcript of the gene Mob2, whose product is annotated as MOB kinase activator-like 2. The record is from RefSeq and is a predicted model, not a curated record. NCBI's taxonomy places the organism in Eukaryota, Metazoa, Arthropoda, Insecta, Hymenoptera, Pteromalidae. The transcript has 3 exons. Gene Ontology annotation, biological process: positive regulation of protein phosphorylation; signal transduction. Bases 1682 to 2722 code for a protein of 346 amino acids. Gene Ontology annotation, cellular component: nucleus; cytoplasm. Gene Ontology annotation, molecular function: protein kinase activator activity.
UUAUAUAUGUGUGUGCAGUGUGUCUCUCUCUCUCUCUCUCUCUCUCUCUCUCUCUCUCUCUCUAUCUCUCUCUCUCUCUCUUUCUCUUUCUCUCGUAUCUGUGUAACCCUAGUCCUUCUCGUUCCAAGUACCGGAGCAGACGGAGCUGCAUGUGUGCCAUUCUGUUCUCUCCUCGCUCACCCUCUCCCUCUCAUAUAUAAGUAUAUACCUACACAUAUAUACAUUGUGCGAUGUAUAUAAGGUGCGUUGUAUAGCUGCGCGCGCGGGCUAACCUUGCCGCCGUCCGCACACGCAGCUCCGCGCGUCUCCCUUCGAAAACACUGGCCCCCUCGACAUACCUGUCCGAUGUAUACUUUUCUAUACGCCUCUCUCUUUCUCACUGCGUUUUUUCACCGAGUUUCCACUUUUUCUUCGGCUCUGCGCGACGACAUCGUCUCUCUCCUCUCAUCCGUGUAUAAGGUACCGUAGCUUCGAGAGAGAUUAUUUUCGUCCUCUGGUUGCGUAACGAGACCGCGUGGAACCCUAGACGCGUGCGUGUUGUGUGUGCGUGCGCGCGCGUGCGAGCCCAUUAUAAUAUAUAACACACGCGCGGCGCACCGAUCGGAGAAAGUGCAUCUGACGACGAUUUAGCCUCGCGGUUUCGAUCCCAUUCCCUAUAGCGCGCGUGGGUGUACUAUCGCGUGGCUGGUAAUAUACUCACUAGACUCUAGAUGUGUAUUGUACACACGUAUAUAUGCUAGAUAAGGAUGCGUCAGAGCGAGGCGCCGCAGAAGAAGGGUUCGAGCGUUGUGUGUGUAUAUAUAUAUAUAUAUAUAUAUAUAUAUAUAUAUAUAUAUAUAUGUGUGUGUGUGUGUAUAUGUAUAUGCGGCUUUUGCGCGAAAGGAGGUCGAGUCCGUGGUAUAACGCGAUGCCGACGAAUAGGAGGCGCGGUUUUCUUUUUUUUUCUUUUUAUCAUGCGUCGGACUAUAGGUACAUUUAUAUGAGUUUUGUAUACCUUGUCCUCGAUAGGUUCAGCGGGAACAUUGCUUUUUUGUUUGGGGUAUUGCGUCUUUCAAUAUUUGUGAGAAGCGGCGUGAAAUGGCUGCUGGGGGCACGACUGUUUUGCGAUAAAACACCGUCCGCGAGCUAUAAUAAUAGGCCGUGCGUCGCUGAGAAUUCGAAAACCAACGACGACGCCGUUGGCUACCGGUGAUUCAUUUUAAAAGACUAUUAGACAAUCCGACGCAAUAACUCGGAACUCGACAAUGUGUAACUAUUUCAUCCCACUUUCGGAGCAGAAAACUAUUGGCUUCCAUAAGGCGACGGUUUUAGCCGCCGCGCCGUCUUACGAUGCAAAGAGAGCCAAAAGCACCCCAUCAUGCAGCAGUACGUACUAAUUCGAAAAAUCGCAAAACGUUCAAAAAGAGAGCCGCAUCUCUAAUGGUCGCUGACACCGCUCGCCGUCGGCCAAGUCAGCACACGCGCGGAUGACUCACCUAUAGGCAUCGUCUCUCUCUCUCUCUCCCACUUGUCUUCUAUAUGCUUAUAUCACAUUCGUGCGCGCAGCAGCGGCAAACAAACCCGCGCGCACGACCGCGAGGCGACAGCCAAAAAUACUUGCGCGCGAAUAUUCGGGUCUGUGUGCGCGCGGCGAAAACGAAUUUGAAAAUGAGAGCGCGGAGGAACCGGUCCGGAGUAUAUAAUGUGUGCUUCUUACAGCGCGAGAGACCAAAACCUACUUCCCGAAAAAAAGCCGUUAUUAUCGCGCGUGUGUAUACACGUAUGUGUUCUCUCUCUCUCUCUCUCUCUCUCUCUCUCUCUGUCUCUCUCUCUCUCUCUCUCUCUCUCUCUCUCUCUCUCUCUCUCUCUCUCUCGUGUGCGCGCGUACAACACAUCGGACAAAGCAGCUUCAUAUAAGCUGCUACCUACGCGCGCGCGAGAGAGGAAGGAAGGCAGAGAGGCAAGGUCGGAAGUUGACAGUGGCCCGCGGCUGGGCACGUCAUAUUUGCUCGUUAAGGAGAGCGCGGCUUUAUCGGCCGAACGACGACGAGCGCUGCUCUGUAUUCCGCGCGCGACGUUUCCGCUCUUUCCUCUCUUCUAUAUCUGUAUAAAGGAGUGUAUACCUGAGUGUUGUAGGAGUUUCGCAAACAACAGCUUGAGCAACGGCUCGAAACUCUUUGCGGAGGGCCUCUCUGGCCUUGAGCCGGCCUGCUGCGCUCUAUACGCGGAUUCGAACGCGUUUGACGGAGGCUACAGCGGCGAUUUUCGAGCGAGGGCUUUUUUGACGUUUCUCAUGACGAAUCGCCGACUGAUGUCUUCGCGCGCAAAACUCUUUGUCGAGAAAAAAGAUUUAUCGAGUCGCUUAAAGUUGAUCUGUUACACGCGGCCGUCGCGUUCGAUUUCAAUUUUCACGGUCAAACGCAUCAACCGCCGCGCUCCCGCUCCUGCAGCUUAUUCCUCGACGAAGCGUAUUAUAAACAUACAGCUCUCCGGCCAGAGGAAGCCCUACACAUCCGAGCACCCGCACCUAUAUACACUCGCAGUCCUCUUUGCAGUAAAGGCGCUCGGUAGCGGGGGGAGGAGGAGAGAGCUCGCGGGCUGCGGUAUAGUAGUCGGCGGCGCGCAAUCAGUCAGUGUUCUCCGCGAAGCCGGCGCGCAAGCACAGCACGAUCGCCAGGCGCGCGCGCGCGCUCAAACCGAGAGAGGAGGCGCACCAGCAUCGCACGAAGGCGGGAGAGAGUGAAGGGGGCGCUGGUGACGUGCGAUAACAACGAUUGGUCAUCGGGCAGCUGCAUCGGGCGCGCGUUUUGCUGCACCGGACAACUUUUCUGCGUGCGCCUCUAGACUGUUGUUGCGUAUACUCGUUGAAAUCGAUAGCGAUUUUGUGUGUGCAUUGCAUAUAGUGUAUCGCUG